Messenger RNA from Postia placenta MAD-698-R-SB12, 381 nucleotides. RefSeq lists its product as hypothetical. Gene Ontology annotation, molecular function: heme binding; oxidoreductase activity, acting on paired donors, with incorporation or reduction of molecular oxygen; monooxygenase activity. NCBI's taxonomy places the organism in Eukaryota, Fungi, Basidiomycota, Agaricomycetes, Polyporales, Adustoporiaceae. The annotation marks the transcript as partial. The record is from RefSeq and is a predicted model, not a curated record. The transcript is spliced from 2 exons.
CUGGUGUACCUCAACCUCUGUGGAUCGCAUGUUGUAGUUGUAAAUUCUAUCGAGGUUGCUCGCCACCUAUUCGAGGAACGAUCAACGCUGUACUCUGACAGGUGUGAAAACGUGAUGACACGCACACGUCUCACUGACCACUUAUACAGAGUAGGCUGCGAUUGGCAUUUCGUCUUCAUGGGCUAUGGAGACCAUUGGAGGGAGAGAAGAAGGAUUUUCCAUCAGCAUUUCCAUCCUACUGCAGCGCUUCAGUAUAGACCCAGGGCCAUUCAUGGUGCUCGAGUCCUCAUACAGCGGCUCUUGGAAACACCAGAUGACUUCAUGAUGCAUCUACGCCAGUACGUCCUCUGCGCAUGUUCCAUUCAUGAUGCUGAACACUAG